GCGGCAGCAUCUCCAAUAAAGAUUAAGAUAGCCACGCACGCACGCGCACGCAUCUCUCCCUCCCCCUCCUCCGCCAUUUCCUUCCUCGAUCUCCCUCUCCGCCGCCCCCACCCGACGCCACCUGCAUCAUAUCCAUGGCUGCUCCCAUCACCGCCGCCGCAUCGCCCCUCCUCUUCCCUCUCCCUGCCUAUCGGGUUCAGGUGAUAGGCGCAAUGCUGAAUCGGACCUCAGCUUCUUUCUCCAGGCAAACAGCAAGUUUUCCCUCGAUUAGGUUGCAGCCUGUCGCAAACCGCUUCAAGGUGUCUUGUUCGGCCAAACAAGACACUAUUGACAGGGUUUGUGAAAUAGUGAAGAAUCAGUUAGCAGUAGAAGAAGGCACGACUGUUACUGGAGAAACAAAGUUCGUCGACCUUGGGGCUGAUUCACUUGACACGGUUGAAAUUGUGAUGGGCCUUGAGGAGGCAUUUCAUAUCACCGUGGAUGAAUCGAGCGCACAAGUGAUUCAGACGGUGGAGGAUGCCGCUGCUCUCAUCGACAAGCUUGUGGCAGAGAAGGAUGCUUAGUUUUGCCCAUUAUUGGUGCCAAUCUCAGUUUGUUGUACUACUACAAAUCCAGAAAAGUAGUUUACGUAUUAUGAAUGCCUACGAAUCUCUUGCUGAAUUCAGUGAGUCCUUGUUUCACAGAUUUUGAAUAAAGGAUGGAAAAUAUUAGAGUAGUUCUAUCCAUGAGGCUGAACGCCAGAGGGUGUUCCAUUUGCCAAGCGAUAUCCGCCGCAGAAACG
Oryza brachyantha (malo sina) is the source of this 781-nucleotide messenger RNA. RefSeq names its product acyl carrier protein 3, chloroplastic-like. The record is from RefSeq and is a predicted model, not a curated record. NCBI's taxonomy places the organism in Eukaryota, Viridiplantae, Streptophyta, Magnoliopsida, Poales, Poaceae. The coding region runs from base 135 to 563 and encodes 142 amino acids. Gene Ontology annotation, molecular function: acyl carrier activity. Gene Ontology annotation, biological process: fatty acid biosynthetic process. The transcript has 4 exons.